GCCCUUUUUCAAAGCGACUGCGGAAGUAGCUGUGGACGAAUCGGCGCUGGGAGAGUUUAGGGUGUCUGUGCAAGUCGCUGAUUUCGGCGCCAAACAUGCCGGGUCUGGCAGCCGCAAGCCCUGCCCCGUCUGAGUCGCAGGAGAAGAAGCCGUUGAAGCCCUGCUGCGCCUGCCCGGAGACCAAGAAGGCGCGCGAUGCGUGCAUCAUCGAGAAAGGAGAAGAACACUGUGGACACCUAAUUGAGGCCCACAAGGAGUGUAUGAGAGCCCUGGGAUUUAAGAUAUAAGAUGGUGAGCACAUUACUUUCUGAUUAAGAAAGGUGGUCUGCUCUGUGAAUGAGUAAUUCCCGAAGAAUGAAGAAGAUUCAAUAAUUUCAGGAGUUCUUUGAUGAACUUUAACAAAUGAUAGAAAUUAUUUAUAAUUUAUCAAAAAAAAUAUAUAUCCCUGGUCAAAAAAUC
Messenger RNA from Condylura cristata (star-nosed mole), 459 nucleotides. Its product is annotated as cytochrome c oxidase copper chaperone. Bases 96 to 287 code for a protein of 63 amino acids. Gene Ontology annotation, cellular component: mitochondrial intermembrane space. Gene Ontology annotation, biological process: mitochondrial respiratory chain complex IV assembly. The transcript is spliced from 3 exons. The record is from RefSeq and is a predicted model, not a curated record. Gene Ontology annotation, molecular function: copper chaperone activity; copper ion binding. NCBI's taxonomy places the organism in Eukaryota, Metazoa, Chordata, Mammalia, Eulipotyphla, Talpidae.